CGCGCGGUGUCGUCACCCGUUUCCCUUCGCAUCCCCACGUGGGGAAGCCGCCCUCCGAUAGGCAGAUGUGGCCGUCGUCCCGGCGAGUAAUCCGAUUGGACAGAUAGGCGCUUUCACGGUAGUUCAGCCCCGCUGCCUGUGUGUGGCAACCGGGCUAAACUGGACAACUGAGGGGGAAACGCGAGAUGGUGGAGAGCACCAUGUUACGCUUUUAAAGAAUCUCCAGUCUUUUUGCGGACGCGAAAGGAGACGCUUUUCGCCGCUCUUUCGGGGAUUACGGCGGCUAAAUUCCUGGGAGGUUCGGGUUUGAGGCUCGACGAGGAGAAAAGUAGUUUUUGUUCCGAGCUCCGACCGCAUCGCCGUCUGCUUUUGCCCACUGCUCCGCCGGUGUGGCAGGGGUGCGCUCCGGCGACAGGAUGCUCCGCCACGCUCUCUUUCGGAGGGAUUAAACGAGGGGAUUCUAGGCUGCUUUCUCUUCCUCGGUGACGGCACAGGCUAUUCACCACCUCUCCCCUUCACCGACAACAAGCCCCUCGGCUGCCUGCUCUUUUCAACCAUUUUGCCAAAAGACCUGCUGAAAUAAACAAAGGGUUCAUUUCAAGAUGUAUCCACAAGGCCGACAUCCGGCUCCUCAUCAGCCAGGCCAGCCAGGCUUCAAAUUCACCGUGGCGGAGUCUUGUGACCGAAUUAAAGAUGAAUUCCAGUUUCUUCAAGCCCAAUAUCACAGUCUUAAGGUGGAGUACGACAAGCUGGCCAAUGAGAAGACUGAGAUGCAGCGUCACUAUGUCAUGUACUAUGAAAUGUCUUACGGACUCAACAUUGAGAUGCACAAACAGACGGAGAUUGCCAAACGGCUGAACGCUAUUUUAGCGCAAAUUAUGCCUUUCCUGUCACAAGAGCACCAACAGCAGGUUGCUCAGGCAGUGGAGCGGGCAAAGCAGGUCACUAUGACUGAGCUGAAUGCCAUCAUCGGGGUACGUGGACUUCCCAAUCUGCCUCUCACCCAGCAGCAGAUUCAGGCGCAGCACCUCUCCCACGCUGCUCACGGGCCUCCCGUCCAGUUGCCCCCACAUCCCUCUGGCCUGCAACCUCCUGGCAUCCCUCCCGUGGCAGGUUCGGGAUCAGGGCUGCUGGCGCUCGGAGCCCUUGGCAGCCAAGCCCACCUUCCGGUAAAGGAUGAGAAGAACCACCAUGAUCUAGAACACAGAGAGAGCACGAAUAACUCAAUAUCACCGUCGGAAAGCUUACGCACAGCCAGCGAGAAGCACCGCAGCUCAUCCGACUACAGUUUGGACUCCAAAAAGCGCAAAGUGGAGGAAAAGGACAGCAUGAGCAGAUAUGACAGCGAUGGGGAGAAAAGCGAUGACUUGGUAGUGGAUGUCUCAAAUGAGGACCCUGCUACACCCCGGGCCAGCCCAGCACACUCGCCGCCCGAGAACGGCAUUGAUAAGCCCCGCCCCCCCAAGAAAGACACGCCCAACAGCCCUGCGUCAGUAGCGUCCUCUGGAAGCACCCCAUCCUCCAAGGCCAAGGAACUCAGUCAUAAUGACAAAUCUUCCACGCCUGGCCUCAAGUCCAACACCCCCACCCCGCGCAAUGAUGCCCCCACUCCUGGCACCAGCUCCACUCCUGGGCUCAGACCCAUCCUGGGCAAACCACCAGGCAUGGAGGCACUCGCAGCCCCAGCCUUGCGUACACCGCUGUCCAUCGCUGGCUCUUACCCCACACCUUUUGCCAUGAUGGGUCAUCAUGAAAUGAACGGAGGCCUGACGAGCCCUGGUGUGUACGCCGGACUGCACAUUUCCCCUCAGAUGAGCGCUGCAGCCGCUGCAGCCUAUGGACGCUCCCCCAUGGGUUUUGAUCCUCACACCCACAUGCGAGCCCCAGGCCUUCAAGCAAGUCUCACAUCCAUCUCAGGUGGCAAACCCGCUUAUUCCUUCCAUGUGAGCGCCGACGGCCAGAUGCAGCCUGUCCCGUUCCCACCUGAUGCUCUGAUUGGCCCUGGAAUUCCACGCCACGCCCGUCAGAUCAACACCCUGAGUCACGGCGAGGUGGUGUGUGCCGUAACCAUUAGCAACCCCACACGCCACGUGUACACGGGCGGCAAAGGCUGCGUCAAAAUCUGGGAUAUCAGCCAACCUGGCAGCAAGAGUCCCGUGUCCCAACUGGACUGUCUGAACAGGGAUAACUACAUCCGCUCCUGUAAGCUGCUGCCCGAUGGCCGCACAUUGAUCGUAGGAGGCGAGGCCAGCACACUGACCAUCUGGGAUCUGGCCUCUCAGACGCCACGUAUCAAAGCUGAGCUCACCUCCUCUGCACCGGCGUGCUACGCCUUGGCCAUCAGCCCCGACGCCAAAGUCUGCUUCUCCUGCUGCAGUGACGGAAAUAUUGCCGUGUGGGACCUCCACAAUCAGACUCUUGUUAGGCAGUUUCAAGGUCACACAGAUGGCGCCAGCUGCAUUGACAUAUCCCACGACGGCACUAAGUUGUGGACAGGCGGCCUAGACAACACUGUUCGCUCCUGGGAUCUGAGGGAGGGUCGACAGCUGCAGCAGCACGACUUUACUUCGCAGAUCUUCUCGCUUGGCUACUGCCCGACCGGUGAGUGGCUGGCUGUGGGAAUGGAAAGCAGCAACGUGGAGGUGCUGCACCACUCCAAACCAGACAAGUAUCAGCUGCACCUGCACGAGAGCUGCGUACUCUCCCUCAAGUUCGCCUACUGUGGGAAAUGGUUUGUUAGCACUGGGAAAGACAACCUGCUAAAUGCUUGGAGGACUCCCUACGGCGCCAGUAUAUUCCAGUCAAAGGAAUCUUCAUCCGUCCUGAGCUGUGACAUCUCCACGGAUGACAAGUAUAUUGUGACGGGCUCUGGUGACAAGAAGGCCACAGUGUAUGAAGUGAUCUACUAAAAACGGAGCGCUUUGUCUGCAAUCGUGUUUGGCGCACCCCUCCUUCGUGGACUCCCCCCCCCCCCUCACAGACAGCAUGGAUGUUGACAUGGAUGGCCGCGAGGUUUGGCAGGGCCAGACUGAGGUGGAUGAGGUUUAUUUUUAUGGUCCCUGGAUGUUUUGACCUUCAGCUCUGCACUUCCUCACUCAUCCAACUAACACUUGUACAGCCAGAGCAACUCCCAAAGGCACUAAGAAGAAAAUGUUUUUGCUGUUUUUAUUUUUUUGGUUUGUUUUUUUGGAUAUAUCUCCCUUUUUAAUGUGGAAAUAAAGUUCCAUGAUACAACUAGAAGCGGUGCUUCGCUCUGGAGUCUCUCAUUGGAGGUCCUGUGAAAAGUGUACAUAAUGGAGUUUAAAAAAAGGCCUUUUUAUAGAUUUAUAUUUUGGUGUCCAAUUACGCUUGUGAUGGUUCUCUCUUGUUCUCUGUGAUUUUCUGUCCCCUGUGGGAAUGAAAAUUAGAUUAGGACUUUGUAAGAGGAUAUUCUAUUCCCCCCACCCCCUCACCGCUUUUUUUCCCACAAUGAUUGUGCUGGAUGACCUUUACAGAAAUCUAAUUUGGAUUUUUUUUUUCACCCCCUUUCCCUGAAAAACGAACCUUUUGCCCUCACUGGAAUUUGAUUUAACACAGAUGGUUGACCCGUGGAUUUCAGCAGUGGAUGAUUUAAAAAAUCUUUGUCUGACUGGAAGGAGGAAAAUGCCGAUCUGUGCUACUUUUUUGCCCAGACUCUGGAGGGGGAAAAACAGCUUGAUAAAGACCUCUCUGUGGACUUUGGCUGCUUUCAAUAACAUUAAAAUGGAUUACUAUCUACUGAGAACUGAUGGCUUUUAUGGAGAAGCAGCUGUGACUUGAUUUUCAUCCUGUUGAUGUGAUGCUUCAUUGCCUCGUCCAACAAAGUCAUCGGUCUAAAUGGCCCUUCUCUAUCUCGCUGGUGUUUGACGCUUUGUGACUGAUAUGCAAGUCUUAUGUUGGCAAGUAAACGUCAUAAGCACAUAUGACAUUUUGGGUAUGCUCUGUUUGCUUUCCUCAGUAUUUCCAAUAUUUCACUACAAACUGCUCGUAGAGAAGAAUGGUCUCUUCGUAUUCAUGUCGUCAUCUUUGAAGACUGUACAGUUGGCAGUUGUUGACAAGUCAAUAAACUGUUUUUGUAUAAAACAAACUUGACUGGUAAUACUAGUGUUUAUUUAAGAGAAAGACAACACCUAGUUUAGAUCACCAUUGUUGUUACAGGUAGUCUUCGAUAGCAGUCUGAUUCUGGAUUACAGAUUUUUUAUUUGAAAAUUAAUUAAACUAUUUGACUUUAAUAAAUUAAUUAGAUGUUACUUUUUAGGUUAUAUUCAACAGUUUAAACUAGGGCUGUCAAAAUUAUCGCGUUAACGGACGGUAAUUAAUUUUUAAAAUUAAUCACGUUAAAAUAUUUGACGCAUUUAACGCACAUGCCCCGCUCAGUUUAAAAUGACAGCAGUGUCAUGUCCACUUGUUACUUGUGUUUUUUGGUGUUUUGUCGCCCUCUGUUUCAGCACCAUGAGCAUUGUGUAAUUAUUGACAUGAACAAUGGCGAGCUACUAGUUUAUUUUUUGAUUUAAAAUUUUACAAAUUUUAUUAAAACGAAAACAUUAAGAGGGGUUUUAAUAUAAAAUUUCUAUAACUUGUACUAACAUUUAUCUUUUAAGAACUACAAGUCUUUCUAUCCAUGGAUUGCUUUAACAGAAUUAAUAAUGCUAAUGUCAUCUUGUUGAUUUAUUGUUAUAAUAAACAAAUACAGUACUUAUGUACAGUAUAUUGAAUGUAUAUAUCCGCCUUGUGUCUUCUUUCCAUUCCAACAAUAAUUUACAGAAAAAUAUGGCAUAUUUUAUAGAUGGUUUGAAUUGCGAUUAAUUCCGAUUAAUUAACGUGAACGUAAUGUGAUUAACUCGAUUAAAAAUUGUAAACGUUUAACAGCCCUAGUUUCAACAUAUGUAUAUAUAUUCUUUCCAACGAGCACUAUUACACUUUCCAAGAAUCUGUUUGCAUGUGUUCUGUGGAUUACUAUACAAAUUUGUUGAACAGUGCCGGACGCUACAAUAUGGUUAUCUUUGGCUGACACAAAGUAAAAAUAGUGGCUGUAUUUCCACCUUGGGAACGCGCAUCUCUCUCCAGCAUCUGUUGUUGUCUAUGUUCUUCUAUUUAUCCUGUAUACAGUUUUCUUGCUGCUGCUUUAGGUGUGUUCUUUUAAAGUUGAUGGUUUAUGCAGUAU
Molecule: messenger RNA, 5182 nt
Organism: Corythoichthys intestinalis (scribbled pipefish)
Lineage: Eukaryota; Metazoa; Chordata; Actinopteri; Syngnathiformes; Syngnathidae
Gene: tle3a
Product: TLE family member 3, transcriptional corepressor a
Exons: 21
Coding region: 603-2909 (768 amino acids)
Biological process (GO): regulation of DNA-templated transcription; negative regulation of canonical Wnt signaling pathway
Cellular component (GO): nucleus; transcription regulator complex
Molecular function (GO): transcription corepressor activity; protein binding
Source: RefSeq, a predicted model, not a curated record